AUGUCUGCCAAACAACGCCUUUCUAUUUUGGUCCCGGUCACUGUUGUCGAAACGCUUUUAGUGCAUGCCUCCCGUAUGAGUACAGAGCGGCCUGCUACAAUAUUCCUCUACGCCCUGGGGAUCAAUUUUGUCUUGCUAGCAACAUGGAGUAUAUUCAUAUGGCCUUUCAUUUUUAACCCCCUUCGACAUCUACCAACUGUAAAGGGUCCUCUCAUCGGUGCAAAAGUCUUCAUGCGCCAUCCCCGCGGCCGCAUUACAAUAGAUUGGCUGCGAACAAUUCCAAACGAAGGACUGAUUCACUUCCGCGAGGCUUUGAACUAUAGCUUUCUGUUGGCAACCAAUCAUCGCGCCUUGGUUGAUGUCCUGAGUACGAACAGUUACGACUUUAUCAAGCCGCCAGGUGGGCGUGAGUUCUUUGCCCGCGGGCUAGGAUACGGUCUCAUUCUUUCUGAGGGCGAUGCCCAUCGUGCGCAGCGGAAGGCGGUGACCCCUGCUUUCACGAUCAAGAAUAUUCGCGCAAUGUAUCCUCUCAUGUGGACCAAAACGCAGCUGUUUUUGAGUCAGCUUGAGAAGGAAAUCCGAUUUCAUCCUGCUCCCGGUACGGAUACUGCGAAUGCUGUGGGAUUUGUUGAGAUUGGGAGCUGGGCUAGUCGCUUAACAUUGGACAUCAUCGGACCUGCAGCGAUCGGCCGGGAUUUUCAGUCUCUUGAGAACGAAAAUGACCCAGUUUCGAAGAAUUAUUCUGCGAUCUUCAAGCCUUCCGGUGAUUUCCUUUUGCUUUUUGGUGCCUCCCUGCUACUGCCACAGUGGCUUGUCAAGCUCAUUCCCUGCAAGGCAAACCUCGUGCUCCCGCGUAAUGUGAAAUAUCUACGACAGGUAUUCCACUAUAUCCUUCACGAGAAACGGGCCUUGCUCGCUCGUGAAAAAGGCGAGCAAGAGCUCGCCGACGGGGAUAUCCUGGGCACGAUGAUGCGAGGCGGGGAGUUCAGCGAUAGCGAGUUGGUCGAUCAAAUGCUCACAUUCCUCGCGGCUGGGCACGAAACAACCGCAGGUGCCUUUACAUGGUGCUGUUAUCACCUCUGCAUUGAGCCAGAGAUCCAAACAAACCUGCGCGAGGAGAUCCGCGCCACAAUUGCGUCCCCAGCUGCCUCCGUUUCAUGGCAAGAUCUAGAGGGCAUGCCGUACCUCAACGGCGUGUGCCAAGAAGUGCUGCGCCUCUACCCGACCUUACCGAUGAGCGGUCGUGAAGCGAUUCGUGAAACGACCAUCGCCGGCAAGAAAAUUCCCAAAGGCACCACGAUCGUGCUAUGUCCGCAGUCUAUCAACCGCAGCCCAGAGUUCUGGGGUAAUACGGCGGAUCAGUUCUUGCCGGAACGAUGGAUUGACACUGACGACAAAGGGAAGCAGACUCCCAAUAAGCAUGGGGGCGCCCCGACCAACUUUGCCCAGAUAACUUUUCUUCAUGGGCCUCGGGCGUGUAUUGGGAAGGAUUUUGCGAAGGCUGAAUUUCGGUGCGCUGUUGCGGGGAUCUUUGGUCUGUUCCGGUGUGAGUUGAAGAAUCCGGAGCAACAAAUUACUUUUGGGGGGACUUUGACUAGUCAGCCUCUCGAAGGUAUGCAUUUGAAGUUGUCCAAGUUGGAAGGGUGGGAGUAG
This is a messenger RNA of Penicillium subrubescens, 1653 nucleotides long. RefSeq names its product cytochrome P450. The record is from RefSeq and is a predicted model, not a curated record. The transcript is spliced from 4 exons. Lineage: Eukaryota; Fungi; Ascomycota; Eurotiomycetes; Eurotiales; Aspergillaceae. Gene Ontology annotation, molecular function: iron ion binding; heme binding; oxidoreductase activity, acting on paired donors, with incorporation or reduction of molecular oxygen. Bases 1 to 1653 code for a protein of 550 amino acids.